This is a messenger RNA of Phycodurus eques (leafy seadragon), 1984 nucleotides long. It is a transcript of the gene crtac1b, whose product is annotated as cartilage acidic protein 1b. Gene Ontology annotation, molecular function: calcium ion binding. The transcript is spliced from 15 exons. The record is from RefSeq and is a predicted model, not a curated record. Bases 74 to 1975 code for a protein of 633 amino acids. Gene Ontology annotation, biological process: axonal fasciculation. NCBI's taxonomy places the organism in Eukaryota, Metazoa, Chordata, Actinopteri, Syngnathiformes, Syngnathidae.
GACUCUUUUGCUGCCUCUUGCUGGAGGUUUUGGUCGGAGUUUUCACCCUCCCCGCCCCCCUUCAUCCGUCACGAUGUUGUGGUUUGUUUUAUUCCUGCCUGCGCUUUGCUCGACCCAGCGUUCAGAGCCGAUGUUCUCAGCCGUAACCAAGGCUAUGCUUCCUCCCGACUACGACAACAACCCAACCCAGCUCAACUACGGUGUGGCCGUCACCGACGUGGACGGCGACGGAGACCUGGAGGUGUUUGUUGCAGGUUACAAUGGUCCUAACGUGGUGCUGAAGUACGACAAGGAGAGAAGAAGACUUGUCAACAUCGCCGUGGACAAUCGCAGCUCCCCGUUCUACGCCCUGAGAGACCGCCAAGGCAACGCUAUCGGGGUAACAGCGUGUGACAUUGACGGAGACGGCCGGGAGGAGAUUUAUGUACUCAACACCAAUAACGCCUUUUCUGGACGUGCGACAUAUACAGACAAACUCUUCAAGUUCCGAAAUGGACGAUUCGAGGAUCUGCUGAAUGAUGACAUUAACGAACAUAGGGAUGUGGCCAACCGUAUGGCCGGACGCUCAGUGGCCUGUGUGGACAGAAAGGGCACAGGCCGUUAUGCCAUCUACAUAGCAAACUAUGCCAGCGGCACCGUGGGUCCACAUGCGCUUAUAGAGAUGGACGAGGCGGCGAGUGACCUUUCGCAAGGCGUCAUCGCACUGUCCAACGUGGCUGAACAAGCGGGAGUCAACAAGUUCACUGGUGGCCGAGGUGUGGUCGUGGGGCCCAUCGUGAGCCAGAGCUACUCUGAUGUGUUUUGUGACAACGAGUAUGGACCCAACUUCCUGUUCCGAAACAACGGCGAUGGAACUUUUACUGACGUGGCGCAGCAGUCUGGGGUGGAGGACCCCAUGCAGCACGGCAGAGGCGUAGCCCUUGCAGACUUCAACCGUGACGGGAAGACGGACAUCGUUUACGGCAACUGGAACGGACCUCAUCGUCUUUACAUGCAACUUAACAACCGCAAGCAGAGGUUCAAGGACAUAGCCUCGCAGAAGUUUUCCAUGCCAUCCCCAGUCCGCACCGUUAUUGCAGCUGAUUUUGACAAUGACAACGAGUUGGAGGUCUUCUUCAAUAACAUUGCCUACAGGGGGCCCUCGGCCAACAGACUGUUUAGGGUGAGCAGGAGAGAGCAUGGAGACCCCCAGAUAGAGGAAUUGAAUGUUGGCGAGGCUUCCGAGCCAGAAGGACGAGGAACUGGAGCUGCAGCCACAGACUUUGAUGGAGAUGGCCGUCUGGAGUUGCUGGUGUCUCAUGGUGAAAGUGCAGCGCAACCGCUUUCUAUCUACAAAGUCAACCUGGGAACCACAAACUCAUGGCUGCGUGUGAUUCCCCGGACCAAGUUUGGCGCUUUUGCCAGAGGAGCUAAAGUGGUGGUGUACACAAAGAGGAGCGGACCGCACACACGCAUCAUCGAUGGAGGGUCGGGGUACCUCUGCGAGAUGGAGCCUGUCGCACACUUCGGCCUAGGUAAGGACAUGGCCACAAAUGUGGAAGUGUACUGGCCAGAUGGCAUCUCAGUUGCUCGACCCUUGGAACCGUCAGAGAUCAAUUCUGUGCUGGAGAUCCACUAUCCGAGAGACGAUGAUGAGGUCACCCCCACUGUGGAAAUAGAGUGUGGUCCUGGCUUUGCUCUAAAUGAAAAUGGACGCUGCAUUGAUAAAGAUGAGUGUACCCAAUUCCCGUCUGUGUGUCCCUCUGACCGUCCCGUUUGCACCAACACUUAUGGCAGCUUUAAAUGCCGUAUCAAGAGAAGAUGCAACCAGGGCUUUGAGCCCAGUGAUGAUGGGACUGCAUGUGUGGCCCAGGUGGCUUACUUUGGGAAGACCCGGUCGUCUGCGGAACCCACAUGGUCGGCCAUUUCUCUCUGGCUAUCACCCAUCGGUGUACUUCCUCUCAUCUCGACCCAUCUCCAGAGUGGACUACUGUAGGUGCCUCCU